CGGAGAUCGCAGGCCGUGAAGUUGCGGGGCGAUGAAGAGGCAGACGCUACAGCUCAUGUGGUGCCGGGACCAGGAUCGAGAACGCAUCAAGUAUUGACCGGGAAGACUACAGGGAGCUUGAACGAUGGACCGUACUCAGCUGAGCAAAAAGCGCAAGAUUCUACGGAACCAGGUGACGACGAUCCAGAACGAUUUUGACCGACGAACGCCGGAUGAAGAACACCAGGACAUCACCGAAUUGGCAGCACGCAUCGACAGGCUACAAAGCCUCAACGUCUCUCUCAAAGAAGUCGACAGCCAGAUUGAGCCUCUUCUUACUGAAGAUGAGUUUCACCAGGAGUUCACGAAGCAGCUGGAUUAUCAAAACAGAGUGGAAAUGACCCUCUUCAUGGCAAGGGCCCACGUCGACGCUCGUAGAUGUGCAAUGACCACCUCUGAUAUCCCUCCGAUCGCACAUCCACAUGGAGGUGCCUCCCCUGCGCGUGUAUUUACCGUUGCAGCACCACAAACGCAAGCCGCUGUCCGCCUUCCCAAACUAGAAAUGAUGAAGUUCGACGGCAAGCGAUGUCAUUGGCAGCAAUUUUGGAGCAAAUUCAAUGUGACUAUCCACACUAAUGGAUCCCUCCCUCAGAGCAGCAAGAUGCAGUACCUAAUGGCUGCACUACAAGGGGAAGCUGCGAACGCCGUGGAAGGCCUACAGUUGACUCCUGGCACUUACGAAUCUGCCAUCGAGAUUCUCCGCAAUCGUUUCGGCAACGAUAACCUCCUAAUCCAAGAACACCUCAAAAGCCUGGCGGAUAUCGAACCCGUACGUACGCUCGAGCCGACAUUUCUACGACUUACGGAGGCCAUAUGACACAGUCCAGCAGGCUCACAUUCGAGGACUGAACUGCCUUGGCACUACUACAGAGUCUUACUGGUCUAUGCUGUACCCGAUCUUGCUGAGAUCUCUUCCGAUGGAUAUGGCAUUGCAAUUUAACCGUGCACUUACCGAGAAAACGUCAUCGACCGCUGCGACAUCGACCGCUUCGACAUCAGCCUCUACAGGCACAUCGUUUCACAACAACGCGUUGAAGUUACUACUGAUAUUACUAGGAAACGAAGUAAGGUACCGCGAAGAACUCACCCAGCGUACCUUUCAAUCUCCACCCGAACAUGACCCCACAAAGACGCCGGAGUUUCGCAAGUUUAAACCGGCGAAUGGUCGUCCAGUGGUCAUAUUGCAAAACAUGGUCAAGGCAGGCAAGGGAAAUGAACGCUGCCUCCUUUGCAAGAUGACAAGGCAUGCGAUAGCAGAUUGUACAAGCGCAAAGUCUCUUGCCUAAAAGAAACACACAUUAGCAGAGCAACGCCGAUGCUUCAAAUGUUGCAAGCCGAGUCACGCUGCAAGACAUUGCAGAAGCCGUCCGAAAUGCCACAAAUGUGCCGGUCACAACGCAACGACGAUGUGCGACCCAGAAUAUAAGCCUCCGUCAUCUGCCCCUGCUCCUGGAACGUCCGCGACAGUCACUCUGAAGACCACAGUUAAUUGCUCUCCCUGUACCGUAUUCCAAAGUCGACGCCUCAGCCCGACGACUCAGCGCCUGCACGCCCAUGCGACUGCUCACGCUUAUUCAUUCUUCUCCUGAGCACUAUCCAAUA
Molecule: messenger RNA, 1641 nt
Organism: Ornithodoros turicata
Lineage: Eukaryota; Metazoa; Arthropoda; Arachnida; Ixodida; Argasidae
Exons: 2
Coding region: 125-856 (243 amino acids)
Source: RefSeq, a predicted model, not a curated record